UUUGAUGAGGUGGUGUGAGAGAUAGGACAAAAAAGAGAAUCCUCAAAUUUUAUCCACAUACGGAAUAAAAAGUCCACGUGGCAAGGUGGCAUUGGUCAGCAACCCAUCCUAGCAAAUUCGGUCCAUCACAAAAAUAAAAAAGCUGUACGUAUCAUAUUCACUUUAUUAGAGUUCAGUAGGAGAAGAAGAAGAAGAACAGAGGUAAAAAAAUGGCGUCGGCAGCAUGUAAUUAUGCCGCUGUUUAUACUUAUGGCUUGACGACCACUUCAUCUUCUUCGAGGGCGGCGGCGGCGGCGUUUUCUCCACACAAACCCUUUCUCUCCUCUGACUUUUUGAAAUCAGCAGUAGCAGUAAGGAAGCCUCUAAGGGUACCAAGAGCCUCAAAUGAGAAACUUACAAGCGGAAAGUUCGAGAAAGACUGGUUGAGGAGUGACCUGAAUGUGAUUGGGUUUGGGCUGAUAGGAUGGAUUGCACCAUCCAGCAUUCCAGCUAUCAAUGGCAGGAGCUUGACUGGGCUCUUCUUUCACAGCAUUGGCACUGAGUUGGCCCAUUGGCCCACCGGCCCAGCUCUCACUUCUGACUUCUGGUGGUGGAUGUUGUGGUGGCAUUUGGGGCUGUUUCUCUGUCUCACUUUUGGACAGAUUGGCUUCAAGGGAAGGACUGAAGAUUAUUUUUAAGAUUCUUAUUGUCACCAACCAAACCACUCUCUCCCUUGUAAAAGCAUUGAUUUAUUAUGACUUAUGAGUACAACACAUAUUAUCACUUAUCCGGAGUUGUUUCAGUUGGUUUUUAUCUAUCAUUUAGGAGUAUGUUAUAAGUGCUUCCAUGAUUCCAUCAUCUAUUUAAAGAGUAUCAUGAACCUUAGCUUUCUAUAUAAGGAAAUAAACUAAUUUAAGUGUUGGAUUGAAAUUCCACCAGUGACAUCAAGCUUGACACGAAACCAAAGAUAAAAAAUGAAGCUGGUGGGGUUUGAACAUUGAAGAGCACUAGGUUACAGACAAAGAUAUAAUCCAGAGAAAGAUGAGUCAAACAAGAGUGGAAAACUGAUUUUUUACAACCUACACAGUGCCCAAAUUGUCACAAACUGUUCGUUUGGCUAUCAACAAGAAGCAUAUGAGGGGAAAAGAUAAGCAUUUACUUUAUUCUUGAUACUAGAGGUCAAGUUGCAAGUAUCUGAUCCUUGAUACUGGAGAUCAGUGGAUGGCUAUUAUACAUGUAAAGGUAUACAUUUUGCCUUAUCACACAUUGGAUUAAUCAAGAUAAUCAAAUGAAUUUAAUUUUGGUAA
This is a messenger RNA of Cuscuta campestris, 1286 nucleotides long. The record is from the annotation of a GenBank genome assembly. NCBI's taxonomy places the organism in Eukaryota, Viridiplantae, Streptophyta, Magnoliopsida, Solanales, Convolvulaceae.